Messenger RNA from Prunus armeniaca (apricot), 351 nucleotides. The record is from the annotation of a GenBank genome assembly. NCBI's taxonomy places the organism in Eukaryota, Viridiplantae, Streptophyta, Magnoliopsida, Rosales, Rosaceae.
AUGGUGCUUCAUGCACGUGUUGUCUUAGACUUGUGUGAACAGCUUGAACAGGAGAUAAGUUUUGAUCAGGUUGAAGGGGACUUUGACUCAUUUAGAGGAGGGAGGAGAAUGGGGUUUUGCAAGCGUUUGAGAGUUGAUGGUGGAGAAGAUGCAGAGAUUAUGAGGGAGAAGUGUGGGUAUGGUUGGGUUUUGCAAGGAAGAAGACGCUCGCUGGCUGCAAUUGGAGAAGAGGAGAAGACUGUCACGGAGAAGACGACUCUCGCUGGCUGUUGGAGAGGAUGCCGGCAACAAGGCCUUGAGACCGGAGGCCAACGUUCUUCAUUGACGUUAAUGAUUAAUGUUAUGUUCUGA